GUCUUUUUUUUAACUGAUACAACCAUAAAUGAUGAAAAUUGCUGCAAAUCUGGGACAUGACCUUGCAAAUAAAGCCCUUAGUUUUGAGGGAAAAGCGGACUGGUACAAUGCUCUCAUUGCACAUGAUAAAGCAGCUAUUGAAUUUGAAAAAGCUAUUAAAGACACAAGCGAUGUCGAAUCAAAGCGUAUAUUGCAAGCAUUAGUACGAAAUCAUUCGACAAAAGCUAAAGAAUUAAAAAGAAGACUCGAGCAACCCGAUGCCACUACUGCUUUUGACAUGAAGAAGUUGGAACUUGAAAUUCAUGCCAUUCAAAGCGGUGAAUUAGGAGCUCAUGUUGUUCACAAACCUAUUGGCGAUUCUUUUGCGUUGCUACCAAACGAGGAAGAUGACGCGGAAGAUCCGUUUAACAAAUUUUGGGGAGUGGUAGAGCCAAUGAUGAACAAAUUAUCGACUCCGUUGCACGUAAAAGAUGAAUCAGCACUCAAUGCUACGUCCGAAACCAACGUAUAUGAGGUUAUCGUGGAUGAGGAAGAGACAAGUCGCAUUGAAAGAGAGAUGGCUUCUAUUAUCGAGUCCUUCUUUGUAUCACCUGCAAGUACCAAGAAAAUUGAGGAGGAUCAAUAUACCCAUAAAACGCAUUCAACAGAUUUCGAGAGGGACCCAAAAAUAGUGAACGGAGAAUUAAAAGCUCAGGUUCAGCAAUUAACAAACCAGAUCCAGAAUCUCGAGAAGCGAUCUGUUGAUAGCACUGUUCUAAAAAGUAGUAUUGUACAGUUUAAAUCCGAUGUUCACAAGCAAGCGUUACGUAUAUUACAAACACAAGAUACAUCAAUGAUGACACGAUCUGCUACAACGACGGGUUCGCCGUUGGUUAAAAACAUUCGUACAUUAGGCACUAGUACGGCUGAAAUAUUUCAUCGUAUAAAAGAAUUAGAAGAUGAGAACCGGAAUUUGCGUUCCCAAAAUCGAAAACAGGAUGCACUGAUGCACAAAUACAGAGAGAGAUGGGAAAAGUUAAAAGAGGGAGCUAAAAAGCGGCAUCCAGCUUCCGUGACAGCCCCAACAAACCCAACUUUACUUCGAAGUUUAGCUUCCAACAAUCCACCUGCUUUAUCAUCAAUUGACAAAUAA
Molecule: messenger RNA, 1132 nt
Organism: Mucor mucedo
Lineage: Eukaryota; Fungi; Mucoromycota; Mucoromycetes; Mucorales; Mucoraceae
Exons: 7
Coding region: 29-1132 (367 amino acids)
Source: RefSeq, a predicted model, not a curated record